AGUGUGCACUGUGAAGUAACCAAGUUCAUGGUGUAAAGUAUAGAAGUGUUGAGAAGGACUUAAGAAGCGAUACAAAGCGGAACAGCUCAAAAGAAGAAGAAGAAGAAGAAGCAGCCUCCCGUCCAGCCCCAGACCAAGGGAGGGAAGGAAGCCCUAGCGGUGUGUGGUGCCUCCCUCGCCAUGGACUCCUCGGCGCUGCGGCUGCUGGAGACCGGGACGGACCAGGACCUCGUGAGGAUCCUGAAGGAGUUCAACGAGAAGUAUGAGAAGCAGUUCACCUCGGUGGGCCUGGACCCCAGCUACUAUGACCGCCUGUGGGACCUCAUCAUGGCACGGCUCAGCGACCCCAUGGCCUCCACCACCCACCAGACCUGCCUCUCAGCCAUCAGGAUCCUCAGCCGUGACAAGUCUUCACUGCACCGAGUUGUUGAUAAGGACAGGCUGUCGGUCAUAGUACGCCUGGCUGGCCUGGUUUCAGAAGAGGAAGCCCUCAAACGCCUUAACCAGCAAAUUAAUUAUGAUGUGGUGAUUGAAGCACAGAAAUGUCUCAGCAAUCUGGUCUACAACAGCAGUGCCAUUCAGAGGCUGUGUUGCGUGAACAGCUGCAUCCCGGGGCUGAUGUGCCGCCUCAAGACCUUCCGGGACCCUGAGUUGCCACACAUUGUCAAGUACUUUGACAUGCGCCUGUUGUUCCUCCUCACGGCCUUCUGUGCAGACAUCAGACCCAAGCUGAGGACAGAGUACCAUGGUCUCACAUACUUGAUUGAAAUUUUGGAUCUGUCACUCAAAACAGCUCAUGAAGAAAAUGAUCUGCAGUGUGGCUAUGGACAGAUUGCAUAUCCUGUUUAUUUCAGUGACGAGCAAUCAGAACUCAUCAAUGAGGUCCUGAAAGUCUUAUACAACUUGGUCCUCCACAUUGACAAAAACAGUCCAGAUGAAGAAGAGGACAGUCACUGCCUUCGCCUGAUCAGCAUCUUGCGCUCCCUCCUCCUGGCCUCCAGCAGGUGCCCUGAGAAGACAGAUGCUCUUCACAGUAACACAGUGAACCUGCUCUUGGUGAUGCCUCCCAGCAUGUAUGAAGGCUUGCUGGUCAGCAUGCCACAGGCACCCGGGGACCACAACUACAAGACUGUCCCCACGGUGGUCACAACACAGCCGUCGGCUGGGGCAGCAGCACAGGUGGAGGCUGCGUGCUUCACAGAGGUGGACGACGUUGCAGUAGCACAUCAGAGUUCUUGUGAAUAUGACGGCAAAGACAUGACAGCCAUUAUCGAGCUUCUAAACUUCCUUGAAGGAAGACUUAAUUCACCAGAAAAUCAGUUUCUGACUUGGAAAGAAUUCAAGCCUGGCCAGUCGUCCAACAAGAGCCUCAUGCCAAUAUUGACCCUGAUGGUGGAGAUGGUCCAAGCCAACCGCAUCAUCCGCAAGUUCGUCCGUCUACGCGUUCUGCCGCCCCUGCGAGACGUGACCAAGAGGCCGGAGGAGGGCGCCACGCUGCGGAACAAGCUGUGCACUCUCAUGACAUCUCCGCUGCAUGACUUAAAACACUUAUCAGCCAACUUCCUCUUCAUCCUCUGCAAAGAAAGUGUUGACCGCCUCAUCAAGUACACUGGGUAUGGUAAUGCAGCGGGACUCCUUGCUUCUCGUGGCCUGAUGCUGGGCGGAAGUAAACCCUCCGUUGAUUAUUCCUCGGGCUCGGAAGACUCAGACACAGAGGAGUAUGUGAGAGUGAGAGACAUGGUGAACCCAGUGACAGGUCGGUAUGAGCCGCCCCGGCCCUCGCCUCUGGAGGGGAUGACGGAUGAGCAGAAGGAGCACGAAGCCAUGAAGCUUGUCAAUGUCUUGGAUAAACUGACAAGGAACAACAUCAUCCAGCCGUGCCGCAUCGGUGACGACGGCAAGCCCCACCCGGUGGAAAGUGUGCUGGAGCUGCAGGAGGGCAUGGGGGUCAUGAACGAGCCGGGCCACAACGACCACAAUGACUCUGACUAGUGGCAGCGCCCGGGCUGACAGGCAGAUAUUAGGUGUCUUAUUCAUCAGUGUACUACUCUAAGGCUAUUAUCAGAUUACAUACUAUUACAAGCUUUAAGGGCAGCAAACAUGUAGUGUCAAAUAUUUAUGUAAACCUGAGCUUACUGUUAAGGUACCUCAAUGCUUAGAUAUUUAAAGUAAGCACACAAACACAGUAAGACCCAUCCUCAUUUCAAUCACUUGUGUUCACAUAACUAUAAAAAUUGUGAAUAUUUAACUUAAUUCCCCUCAAAAUGUGUUCCCCGGAAAUCGUAACCUGAGCAGUCUAUAAAGGAAUUACCUCUACAUAGCACCAGACACCUUUCACAGUCUCUGAAAUAAUUUAUAGGUGCCAAGGGUAUUUAUCCACAGCUUAGCUUUAAUUACCAGUAUUGUUGUUGUAUAUUAGUUCCAUAUUGGCGUAGCUGUCAUGUAUGUGCUCGUAUUUGUCACGUCCACUCUCGGCAAAACUGACCCAAGUUCACGGUUCACCUCGAGAAGUGGUUCAUCUUACAAUGCAAAGUGUCUUCGCCAGGUACUCACAGCUUGUAAUUCUUCUGUUAUGUCUGUCUGUCUGUCCAGAUCACGUUGGAAAGGCUUAAAACUAUUGAAGGGCAGAAGACAAGUUACAUGAUGACUGAACAGUUAAGGAGUUAGCUGAAUAGAUGAACAUGAUGUGCAUAGGUUAUUUGAAUAUUUUUAUGUGAUUCGUAAUUUCAUCCACAUACGUGUAUGUGUGUGCGUGUGUGUGAGGUGGGGGGGUUGUGUGCAUGUAUGUGUGUACGUGUGUGGUGUGCGUACUUAACUCGGUGUAGUAAAUCUUGAGUGUCAUGCCAGCAGAAGUCCCAUUUACAGUUUUAAGGUCUGGCAGUGAUAUAUUAUUUUAAGAUGUCGAUAAUGUAAAUACUUUUGGUUUUAUUAAGAUUUUGUUUAUCACCAUUAAAAGUUUAUUAGUCGUGGAGGCUCCAGAGUUGAUAAAAGUAACUAAUUUUGGUUACUUUAAAACUUUUUAUGGGUAUAAAACUUUAAUAAGGUUCCAGAGUUGCUAUUUAUGUUAUAUUAUAUUUUAAAGUUUAUGAUUAAAUUAGAUAAAUGUGCCAUGCAUUACAUUUGUGGUGACAAUGUUUGUUUCAUCCCCAACCUUGAAGAGACAGAGUCAGUCAGUAUAACUUGCACUCUACAUUAGUCAGUUUGUUUUGUAAGGGAAAUAGAAGUUAUAAAUAUUAUUAUUUAUUGUUACAGGUGUAUCAUAUCAUGCAGAUUAAUGACAAUGUUCAUGGACCAUAAAAUUUAUCCAGCAUCUGGCACUUUUAGAGAACGUUUCACUUGUAAGGAUAAAUUUGCGUAUUGUAAAUACAUAAUAUGAAUUAGUGCACGCUCAUCAAGACAGGUUGGAUUUGUCACACUGAUUACUUAUGAUUCAUCUGGUUUGAGUAGCCUUGGAGACUUGCAGCACAGAACUGGAAGAUUCAAGCUUGAACUUUGGCAAGGGCCAAAAAAAAAACUUCAAAUAGACUUUAUCCUUACCUGAGCAGAUGAGGCUGCGCUGAGUGAUCCUCUGAAGCCGUGUGGUUUGUGAGCAUGUCUGUGGCCUCAUCAAAGUGGUUCUGUGUUGUUCCUCAAUCUCCAGUUUGCUGAAUCAGAAUCUUUCCGCUUUCUUGUUCUAGUAUGUGAAGCAAUUAGUGAUGUUUAUUAUCAUUGUCACCAUCAUCCUCCACAUCAUCACCAUCAUCAUAUCUUCUCAUUGCACACCUUGCUUCACCAUUAACCACACCCUAGUGAAUGUGCAGCAUUGGUUCCGAUUGUCGCUUGGAUGGGUGAUUGCCUGAGAAUGCCAGAUGUUCAUGUUUCCACGGGCCUGGUGGUGGUGUGGUCAGCACACUGCUGGCAGAUUGUAAUCCUGGGGCAGGCAGAGACAACACGGUGAUCUCCCUUGGUGCCAUAACACCUCCACAAACAGCAGAUAGAGGAGAGUUGUAAACCAGCGCUGGGCGUCCCAUUACAGGAAACUUAACUCACAGGUACUCCAUUGUAAUGUUUUGAAAGAACUUAGCACUCUUCUGCUGUCUGUCAGUUAUUAAUUAUGUGAUGUUUUUUCUCAUAAUGUUUUCUACCGUAAUCGUCUUUCAUUUUGUAAUACAUGAAGUCAAAAUAUCAUCUAUCAUGUUCAAAAAGACAAGAAAAUCAAUUGUGUGUUAAUAAUCAAACUCGCAGGGCACAGUGUUUGUAUGUGUAGACUUGUUCCUGCUAGGACAUCUGUGUAAGGGAGAUAUUGUAAUCUUUAGAGGCAGCAGCACAGCACACAGCACACACACGAGAAUCACUGUUCACAGCACUGUCCAGCACACCACCAAGCACUGUACAUAACCUUACCACUCCUGUGUAUGGGUAACUAUAUAAAAAGGAUGAUAAUGAUGAUAUAUAAUAAUGAUAGUAGCUGUUGUAAUUAUAAUAAUAACGGUAAUAAUAAUAAUGAUAAGAUAUUUAUUGAAAUAUAUGAGAUGACAAGUGAAAAUGCAGUCAGUGUACCUCAAACAGUUGUGACACCAGUGACAGCAGCCUCCCACGCUGUCUCCUUAUAAAUUAUUAAUUGGCUGUUGAUCUUGAUUUAUACUGUAUUAGUAGUGAUAAAGACCUGUGAUUCUGCCUUUUAUUGGAGGUGUAAACAGCCAGUAAGUUGACGUCCACCAGACAUUCUUCACUGUCUUGUAGCACGGCCAGCGUUGUACACCAUUCUGCAAGGGAUCCAAUGUCUUAAUAUGCACCGUCGAGGAGUCGCCAUCAUGGACCAACUUAAUAUUAAAAUUAUGAUCAAGUAUACAA
Eriocheir sinensis (Chinese mitten crab) is the source of this 4833-nucleotide messenger RNA. It is a transcript of the gene ric8a, whose product is annotated as synembryn-A-like. The coding region runs from base 181 to 1992 and encodes 603 amino acids. NCBI's taxonomy places the organism in Eukaryota, Metazoa, Arthropoda, Malacostraca, Decapoda, Varunidae. Gene Ontology annotation, biological process: G protein-coupled receptor signaling pathway. Gene Ontology annotation, molecular function: G-protein alpha-subunit binding; guanyl-nucleotide exchange factor activity. Gene Ontology annotation, cellular component: cytoplasm. The record is from RefSeq and is a predicted model, not a curated record. The transcript has 12 exons.